AUGUCUAAUAAAAAUGAAAAUAACAUGGACAAUACUCCCAAAACCUACGGCCCAAAGGCUACGGUGGCAGGCACAAGUUGGUAUCACAUUAUGAUAUAUAUUUUCACUACAACAGCGCAGAACUUUCUAUUAAUUGGAUUGGGCAUGGAAAUAGGAAUGCCCACAAUUGUUAUUCAACAAUUAUAUCGAAAUUCGGACAGUGAAUUCUCAUUAACAUUAACUGAAGUUUCGUGGUAUGGGAGUAUAUUGUUUAUAUUUCAUCCGACCGGAAGUUUUCUAUCGGGAUUCCUGCAAGAAAGAUAUGGAAGGAAACGGUGCAUGAUUUUCGCCAACGUCCCCAGUAUUUUUGGAUGGAUAUUGCUGUACUACACACACUCCACAGUUUCACUUUACUCGUUCACCGUGCUGAUGGGCUUGGGCAUAGGAUUCAGCGAAGCCCCGAUAUUGUCGUACGUCGAGUCUCCAGUGUGGCUGGUUUCCAAAGCGAAAAACGAAAAAGCCGAAAAGGCCUUGUGUUGGUUAAGAGGAUGGGUAGAACCCGAAAUUGUCAAAACCGAACCCCUUGAACUCAUCCGAUGUAACGAAGUAUCUGGAACUCAUCGAAGAACGGACAGAACAAUUAAGAAUGGCUGUAUCUACUCAACUCCUUGGAUUCCUUUAACUAUAUUAUGUGGCAUUAACUUUUUUGGAGCUUCAGUCAAUAUUUUUCCAUGGAUGUUACUUAGUGAAGUUUUCCCAAACAAGUAA
Messenger RNA from Macrosiphum euphorbiae (potato aphid), 747 nucleotides. The record is from the annotation of a GenBank genome assembly. NCBI's taxonomy places the organism in Eukaryota, Metazoa, Arthropoda, Insecta, Hemiptera, Aphididae.